GUUGAAGUUGGAGAAACAACUGAACAAGAUUUCUAUUCACGAAAAAAGAUAUUAUUCGAAAAAGUUGAGUUAUUCUGUUGUUUGAUCAAAGCUAAUUCGAAGCAGCAUUUCGUAAAGGAAACAACCUGGGACACUGAAUUAUAUGAUUUUACAAGAAACAUUGACAAAGCUAAACUUGAAAUGACACAGUGGGAAAUUUUACUUGAAAAUGAGAAAUCAGACUCGAACCAAUUUUUGCAAAGUAUUGAAUUAAAUUGGGAAAGAAGAAAACUCGCAAGGAAGAAUAUUCGAGAAAGUUUGAAACAAAAGAUAAAAAUGCGAACAGCCAAAUUCUCGUCGAAGUUGUCCGCUACAAAUUUAAGGAAUGAAGUACGAAAAAGAUCUGUGGAGGUAGAAGUUGAGUGGUUCGAUCUUCGUUUGAAAUCUCUUGACGGAAUAUGUUAUUUGAGAAUGAACGAUUUAUGCAAUGAACGUUAUAAAGCGAGAAGACGAUGUUUGGAUCAAUUUGAAAAAUACGACAGGAAUAUCGGAUCGCUUUAUGUGUAUAAACUUAGUCUUCGAAUCAGACAGAAUCUGUUGAACGAAGAAUAUGCCAUUCUUCAGGAUCACCUUGUUGCUCAACGUAGUUUAUAUAAACGAUUAAAGGAGGAAAGCGAGUUAGACGUAAAGAGAGCUUUCUUAGCGAACGUAGAAUAUUUUCGUGCAAAUCAUGCAGCAAGAAUCAUUCAACGAAAUUGGAAAUUAUAUUGUGCGCGUAUGUCUUGGAAAAAAAGGAAAAGUAGAAGAUAUUAAAGAGAGAGAUAUUAAAGAAAGUAAAAUAAGCGAUAUAUGCAUAUGGAGACACAUUUUAUAAUAGAGAUAUUCGUUCAUCUAAGAUAAAAUUCAAUUAAAAGGGAUUUUUCGAAUAGUUGUUUAAUCCAAUUCACGUCGAAUAAAUUUCAUAUAAUCGUCAUUUCAUAUCUAGAGAUAAACGACCGUUACGAUAUCUCGAUAAUCUCGAUUAACUUUUUCUGUAUAGCCAACGAAUAGUAUUCUUUGCAAUAAGUACUUAUGGUAAAUAUCUAUUGCACAAGAGUAAUUUUAAUGAUACAGAGAAUAAAACAGAAAAUGGUUAAAUAUCUAACAAUAUUGAUCUUCUACUAUGUUUAGAAAUCUCUCUUUCUCUCUCCAUCUCUCUCUCCAUCUCUCUCUCCCCCUCUCUCCCUCUCCCUCUCUCUCUCUCUCUCGCUCACUCUCUCUCACUCUCACUCUUUCUGUCUUGCUUACUCUCCUUUCCUUUUCCCUCCUACUAGCUUUACCUCUUUCCGUAUCGCCUUCUUUUCGCUCACCUUCGAAAGGUUUUUGCCCUUAGGGGGACGGGCGCAUCACAGACAUAUUUGCAUCUCUAAGAUAC
Molecule: messenger RNA, 1393 nt
Organism: Bombus huntii
Lineage: Eukaryota; Metazoa; Arthropoda; Insecta; Hymenoptera; Apidae
Exons: 5
Source: RefSeq, a predicted model, not a curated record